CUGAAAGCACCUGUUCGGCGCUGAAUUUGACAUCUCUUUCUUUCUUUCUGUCGGUGAGGCAGGUACAUCAUGCCUGAGACAGUUUCCUUCCUGGCAUCUUGGCAAGCUCCAUUGCAUUUGAUCCUCUGCAUGGUUAUAGUACUGAACCCUAUCCAUCUUCAGGGACAGCUGUUGCAUGCUUGCAGGGAGUCAGAGUACCAUUAUGAGUACACAGAGUGCGACAGCACAGGCUCAAGAUGGCGAGUGGCAGUACCUCGUUCUCCUGGACUCUGUACCGGACUUCCUGACCCCAUAAAAGGAACAGAGUGCUCCUUCUCCUGUAGUGCAGGGGAGUACCUUGACAUGACUGAGCAGAAAUGCACCCCCUGUUUAGAGGGAACUUACUCUUUAGGGACUGGUGUGCGUUUUGACGAUUGGACCAAAAUUCCCGAUGGCUUCACUAGCGUUUCCAACAAACCAUUUGGGGAAGAGGAGGGAGUGAUGGGCAACUGCAGCUUGUCACAAUGGAAACCCUCUGGCGAGUAUGUGGCAUCAAACACGGAUGAAUGUUCAGCCACCCUAAUGUACUCUAUCAACUUGAAGAAAGAGGGAGUAGUUAGAUUUGAUUAUUUAUACCCCGACCCCAACAUUGGGUUUGAGUUCUUUGUUCAUAAUGAUCAGUGCCAACCAAGCGAAGAAGAAUCCAGAUGGAUGAGAGGCACAGAGAAAGGCUGGAGCUCUCAUGAAAUGAAGCUUACUCAAGGUAAUAAUGUUCUUUACUGGAGAACUACGGGUUUCUACAUAGGCGUUAUUGUUCCUAAACCAGUGCUAUUGAGAAACAUACUAAUCACAGGUGCUGCAUACACCUCAGAAUGUUUUCUCUGUAAGGCGGGCACAUUCGCCGCAACCAAAGGGACAGCGUCCUGUCAGUUAUGUCCUCAAAAUACUUUCUCCAAUCGGGGGGCAACUGCUUGUACUCCAUGUGAUCCUGAUAAGUAUUCAGAUCCUGGAUCUGCAUCAUGUAUUCCUCGGCCUCCCUGCACAGACAAGGAUUAUUUCUACACACAUACACCAUGUGAUUCCACUGGAGAGACUCAGCUGAUGUAUAAAUGGAUUGAGCCCAAGAUAUGCAGUAACAAUGUGAAGGGUGCUGUUCAGUUGCCCCCCUCGGGUGUGAAGACCAAGUGUUCUCCCUGUAACCCUGGCUUCUUCAAGACAAACUCAAGUUCAUGUGAACCCUGUCCCAAUAAUACCUUCUCUAAUGGCACUACUUGCAAUCAAUGCCCAGUGGGUACAGAGGCAGUUUUGGGCUUUGAGUACAAGUGGUGGAAUUCUCUUCCAACAAACAUGCAGACGAGAGUGUUGAGCGGGUUCAGCUUUGAGUAUCUUGGUGUUACAGGAUGGGAGGUGGCAGGGGAUCACAUUUACACUUCAGCAAGUACCGCAGAUAAUGACUUCAUGCUUCUCAGCCUGAUUAUUCCGGGUUUCAGUGGUUCUGGGACAGCGUCAGAUGAUAUUGAGAGUAAAGAGGCUUCCACAAUUACAUUUGUGUUUGAAACGAAAUGUUCCGUGAAAUGUCAGUUUUUCUUCAUGAAGGCUGUGAAUUCUGAGUUAAGUUCAGUUGUUGAAAGCUGGACAGGCAGAAAUGAGAAGCAGUCAUAUACAUACCAUGUAGAUAAGAAUGUCAAUACCACUUUUUCCUGGGCAUUUCAGAGAACCACUGAAAAUCAGGUGGGCCGAAAAUACACUUCUGAUGUGGCUAAAAUAUACUCUAUUAAUGUUACUAACACGCAAGAUGGUGUGGCAUCUUGGUGCCGUCCUUGUGCCCUUGGCACAGACUCCCUCUGUGUUUCCUGCCCUCCUGGGAACUACAUUGACAAGAAGACUAGCAGCUGCAGUGCAUGCCCACCUAACACUUACCUGAUAGCACAACAACCCUAUGGAGUGGAAAGUUGCAUGACAUGUGGUCCAGGAACACGGAACAAUGAGGCCCACACCGUAUGUUUUAGUGAUUGCCAAGUCUCUGUCCCACUUGGAUCAGGCGAGCUGCAAUAUGACUUUUCCUCACUCCCAAAUGUCACAUCUUUUUCCACAUCGCCAAGUUUUACUAACAAAGGCCUGAGAUAUCAUCAUCACUUUAGCAUCAGCCUCUGUGGGAACCAGGGUCGAAAACUGGCAUCAUGUGUGGACAAUGUGACAGAUCCGAGAGGGGCUGAGAGGGAGUCAUGGAAUUCUGUUGCUUCCUAUGCUUGUCAGUCCAUUAUUGUCCCAUCAGACACAAGUGGUCGCAAGACAUUACUGUCAUCUCAGCCAAUCAGUAUUGCGGACCACUUAAUUGGUGUGACAACAAAGACUUCUCUGGAUGGCAUCUCUUCUCCUGUAGAUCUGUUCCCUGGAGAACAGCCAGGGAUACAGGACAUCAUAUUCUAUUAUAGAUCCAAAGAAGUCACUCAGUCGUGCAGUUCUGGCCGUGUCACCACUGUCCGUCUACGUUGUAAUCCCCAGCUGAGAGGCGAAGGUGCUUUAUCUGUGUCGAGUAAAUGCCCAGAAGGAACGUGUGAUGGCUGUACCUUUCAUUUCUUAUGGGAGACAGAAGAGGCAUGUCCCCUGUGCACUGCCCAGGACUACCACAUUAUCACUAGUGUGUGUCAUCAUGGGCUUCAGAGGACAACCCCAGUGUGGAGGACACCCCGGAUGUGUAAGGGUGGUGUAGGUCUGCCAGCUCAAACAGUCACCAUAUGCAAGACCUCGGACUUUUGGCUGAAAGUUGGAAUUUCUAGUGGAAUUUGUUCUGCUUUGUUGCUCACUGUACUCACUGGUUACUUUUGGAGGAAAAAUCGAAAUCUGGAAUACAAGUACUCACGCCUAAUGAUGAACGCCCCAUCCAAAGAGAGUGAGCUUCCCGCUGCUGACAGCUGUGCCAUCAUGGAGGGAGAGGACGGAGAGGAUGAGAUGAUUUUCCACAACCAACACUCCCUAUUGCGAAAGUUCAUGUCUCUAUCAGGAAAGAGGACUUCGGAUGGAUUUGACUCUGUGCCACUAAAGUCAUCAGAAGGUGCAGAUAUGGAAAUGUAACUAAACCUACCAACUUAUAUUGAUGUGCGCCAGUUGUACAUGGUCACCUGGACCAUGGCGGCCACAAAUGUAUCAUCAUGAGCCCCAGUGGCCAGUUUAUAGCACUACUAAAAUAAAAUCGUUAUGGGAAGUGCUUUCUGCGAAAUGCCAAAUACAUGCACUGCAACAGUUUUCAGCCAAACACUAUUUUAGAAAUAGUCAUAGAAAUGAAUCAGAAAUGAUGUCAGGCACGCCAAAAAAUGCUAGUUCUUAGUUCUAAGAGCAAUUGACAAUUGCAGUGCACUGCCGGUUAUAAUGUGUAUAACCAACACUGUGUUUGUACAUGCAACCCUGAAAUCCUUCUGCGUAAGGAGAAUUUUGUUUCUGUUUUUUUUGGUGUUUUUUUAUUAUAUUUUUUGGUUACAUUGCUUGAAGUGACCUUUUCUUUGUCAAAUAACAAGUUCUCUUGAAACCUAAACACUUAACAUAUGUUUUCAUUGUUGUUUAUUUUUCAUUAAAUAAAAGGACAUUUUCAAAUGCUCAAAAA
Molecule: messenger RNA, 3580 nt
Organism: Spea bombifrons (plains spadefoot toad)
Lineage: Eukaryota; Metazoa; Chordata; Amphibia; Anura; Pelobatidae
Gene: ELAPOR1
Product: endosome-lysosome associated apoptosis and autophagy regulator 1
Exons: 22
Coding region: 70-3054 (994 amino acids)
Biological process (GO): autophagosome assembly; positive regulation of vacuole organization
Cellular component (GO): lysosome; trans-Golgi network; late endosome
Source: RefSeq, a predicted model, not a curated record